Gekko japonicus is the source of this 1925-nucleotide messenger RNA. RefSeq names its product tripartite motif-containing protein 7-like. The coding region runs from base 1 to 1548 and encodes 515 amino acids. The transcript has 7 exons. Lineage: Eukaryota; Metazoa; Chordata; Lepidosauria; Squamata; Gekkonidae. Gene Ontology annotation, molecular function: zinc ion binding; protein binding. The record is from RefSeq and is a predicted model, not a curated record.
AUGGCGGCCGGGGGUCCCGUCCAGGAGGCCUCUUGCUCCAUCUGCCUGGAGUUCUUCAGGGACCCGGUGAGGAUCACCGAGUGCGGCCACACCUUCUGCCGGGCCUGCCUGACCCGCAGCUGGGGGGAGCCGGGGGCCUCUUCCGAGCCUUUCUGCCCCCAGUGCAGGGGAACAGCUCAGCCCAAGAGCCUCCGGCCAAACCAGCAGCUGGCCAACACGGCGAAAAUAAUCCAGAAACGCCGUCCUUUGGAAGGGGAGGGGGCGGAAGCAAAGAGGGGAGAAGGGAAGGGGGGCGUCUGCGAGAAGCACGGGGAGCCCCUGAAGUUUUUCUGCCGGGAGGACAAAGCCCCCCUCUGCGUGGUCUGCAGCAAGUCCCAGGAGCACCGAGAUCACCGGGUGACUCCCCUGGAGGGGAAGGAGGCUGCCGGGGAGAAGAAGGAUCGGUUAUGCAACUGUGUGGAGAGUCUACGGAUGGAGUGGAACAAAAUCCUGAUGUACAAAGACAGUGUAGUGAAGGAAAGCCAAGACCUGCUCAGGCAAACCAAAGGAGAGCGGCAGAAGAUUCUGAUCAAGUUCAGGCAACUACAGAAGUUUCUGGAGGAACAAGAGAAACUUCUCCUGGCCCAGAUGGAAGAGGUGGAGAAGGAGGUGGCCAAGAAAAGGGACCAGCACCUGGCCAAACUCUCCAAGGAACUCUCCUCUCUUCCCAGCCUUAUUCUGGAGAUAGAGGGGAAGUGUCAGCAGCCAGCCAGUGAUCUCCUGAAGGAUGUCAGAAGCACCUUGCAGAGGUAUGAAGAAAAGGAGGCAUUUGAGAAUCCAGCGGCUUUUCCUCUUGCACUGAAGUGGCGCAUCUGGGACUUCUCGGAUGUAAGUCCCCUUUUGGAGGGCAUCAAGAAGCAACUCAAAGACACUCUGGAUUCUGGAUUUCAGAAAGCAAAUGUGACUCUGGAUCCAGACACGGCCCAUCCGCAACUCAUCCUGUCUGAGGGUUGGAAAAGUGUGAAAAAAGGAAAAAUAGCUCAAGCCUUGCCCUACAGGUCUGAGAGAUUUGACGUGUGUCCAGCUGUGCUGGGCCCUGAGGGAUUCACAGGAGGCCGCCAUUUCUGGGAAGUCCUGGUGAGAAGUCAGACAGAAUGGACUGUGGGGGUGGCCAGAAAUUCUGUGAGGAGGAAGGAAAAGUUCUCCUUUAGUCCUGAGGAAGGGUUCUGGGCUGUGGGGGAGAAGUUAUCAUGGGCGUUCGGGGAAGACGUAACAAAACUGACCGGGAAGCUGAAGAGGAUCCGAGUGUGCCUGAACUACACUGGGGGUCGAGUGGCCUUCUUUGACGCUGAACAAGCAGCCCUUCUCUACGAGUUCUCUGGAGCCUCCUUCGCUGGAGAGACCCUCCUGCCCUUUUUUUGCGUGAAUGGGGACGGCCAGCUCAGAAUCUCUUCCCAAGACCACUUCUUCACACCAAGACCACCAAUAAGAAAAUAUUUUUUCUCUAGAAUCCCCCUUUUUUUGAGUCCUGUAAAGGCCUCUCUGGGCUCCCAGCCACCAAAACCUUGAGUAAAAUGGAGACAUUUCCCCCCUCCAUUGCCCAGCAGUCUUUUUUCCUUUCUAUCUUAUUUCUGAAAGUGACAGUAACGUCUUUUGCAUUGUAAACAAUAGCAAGCUGGUUCUAAAGGAGAGCUCAAAACAGACCCCCCCAGGGCGGCCCUCUCUAGCCUCUAUUCUCCUCAAGCACAAGAGAGGAACCAUUGCAGUGCCUACAGGGGAAGAAGAGGCCUUGCACUAUUCGGGACUUCCUCUUUUCUUUACUGGGCACCAUCUGUUAGGACUUGCUUGUGUCAGCCUGCCCUUUCUGACAGGCACUGAAGAUCCUGCCCCAGUCAUGGUUGCUGUGUUCAAAGCACUUGUAUUGCAGUUAUUCCAGAGCCUGGAAA